Molecule: messenger RNA, 255 nt
Organism: Mesorhabditis spiculigera
Lineage: Eukaryota; Metazoa; Nematoda; Chromadorea; Rhabditida; Rhabditidae
Source: the annotation of a GenBank genome assembly
AUGAAGCUGCUCAUCGUCUUCGCCCUUUUUGGCGUGGUCCUUGGCACUUCUCUAUCGGAUUCUCAAGAGACUGCAACGAAGGAACAGCGCCCUAUUAGACUUUGCGGAAAGGUACUAGUCGGUGCAAUCCAAAAGAUUUGUACCAACGGUACGAAGACUACCACCAAGGAUGCCCUACAAAACACGAAUCUCAAUGAAGAAUGUUGCGUCAAAGGUGUCUGCACACAUGCUCUGCUCCGGUCCAUGUGUGCUGAA